This is a messenger RNA of Pungitius pungitius (ninespine stickleback), 1772 nucleotides long. It is a transcript of the gene c1galt1a, whose product is annotated as core 1 synthase, glycoprotein-N-acetylgalactosamine 3-beta-galactosyltransferase 1a. The coding region runs from base 145 to 1149 and encodes 334 amino acids. The transcript is spliced from 3 exons. Lineage: Eukaryota; Metazoa; Chordata; Actinopteri; Perciformes; Gasterosteidae. The record is from RefSeq and is a predicted model, not a curated record. Gene Ontology annotation, cellular component: membrane. Gene Ontology annotation, molecular function: N-acetylgalactosaminide beta-1,3-galactosyltransferase activity.
CGUGCGCGCUGCGUGUGGAAAAACGGAACUGGAGCUCGUGGCUCAGGCUCAUUUCCAAUAGAAUAGCUUAACAUUCUAAGCUUCAUUGUCAUCAUUUUCAGAGCAAGUAGUCCACCUCCUGCACGUGCGGAGUGACCACUCAUCAUGUCCAGAAGGUCAAACGGGAGGAUGGGGCCAAUUACGUCUCGUUUAAUAUUCACCACUGGGCUCAUGAUGGGAUUUCUCUCCGCUCGGUUUAUGUUGGACUGCAACCUUCUAACAGAACAGGACAUUCACGUAGGGAGAAAUGUCCAGCAGGAAGCCCAGACGGAAGCGCACACAGUUGAACACAAGAGCCAAGUGGGUAAUUCUUCGAGAACAACACGGAUCUUGUGCUGGAUCAUGACUCAGCCUAAAAACUUGGAGUCCCGUACCAAGCACAUCAGGGAAACGUGGGGCAAGCGCUGCAACAAAGUGCUGUACAUAAGUUCUGUCGAAACCGACUUCCCCACUGUGAAGCUGAACGUGAGUGAGGGGAGGGAGAACCUGUACUGGAAGACCAUCCGAGCCUUUCAGUACAUCCACCAGCACCACCUGGACGAAGCGGACUGGUUCUUAAAAGCAGACGAUGACACAUUCAUGGUCAUAGAGAAUCUACGCUACACCUUGUCCAGUUUGGAUCCAGAAAAGCCGUUGUAUCUGGGCAGGAGGUUUACGCCCUUCGUCAGGCAAGGCUACAUGAGUGGAGGAGCAGGUUAUGUCCUCAGUAAGGAAGCGCUAAGGAGAUUUGUCAAAGGGUUUGAUGGUGGGAAUUGUACCCACUUCUCCACAAUAGAGGACAUGGCUCUGGGAAAAUGUAUGGAGACGAUGAAGGUGGAGCCAACAGACUCCAGGGACGUUAAGGGGAGACAAACAUUUCAUCCCUAUCCUCCACACUACUACCUGGUCAGGCAGCCCCCACGACCAAGGCCAUGGUAUCUGCUUUACGAUCACUAUCCUCCUGUAGAGGGUCCAGGCUGCUGCUCGGAUUUUGUGGUGUCCUUUCACUACAUAUACGGCGUCCAGCUGUAUGUUUUGGAGUAUCUGACGUAUCAUCUGAGACCGUAUGGAUACAAAUACAGAUUUAAUCCAGAUGAAAAAACUGUAUUGAAGACAACCGAGUCCACAUGAAAUGUUUGUGUGUGCACCAAAACUUCUGAACUAAUUCAAGAAGGUUCCAGAGACAAGCUUAAUUUACUCUCCAUAAUGUUUCAUAAUUCAAGACCUUUCAGUUGAGUGGAGGUGUUGAUUCCCUCCACCUCCAAGUUGUUAAUACAAAUUUAAUUUAAACUUUCAUCAUCAUGUUACUACGCCAUUACUCUUUAUUUAAUGAAUGUUAGGAAGAAUCUAAAAUUAACAUCCUGCUAUCAGUCUUUUUAUAAUUAGUAUUUUUGUGUUUCAUGCAUACUGCAUCAUUGUUGCAGUGUUUUUAAUGGAAAAUUACUCUAAAUAUUCUUUUCAAUGCUUUUUUUUUACAACCAAGUUGUUACCUCUUGAAUCAUGAAGCACGAAUAACAGGACAGUUUUGAUUCAAACUUUCAUUGCUGGGAUAUUGGUUAAACAAGUUUGUAUUGUAUAUAAAAAUCUAUUAGCUGUGAGACUUGACUUGGACUCUUGAAGUCCUGAGUCUGACUCUAGUCCAAAGAUUUUAAAGCUGAUUUUCCAAAGAGUAAUUUUGUCACGACUUUGACUUGCAAAAAUGUAUAAAUGUGAAAAGAAAUUAUAUCUUAUUUAUUGAAAUAAAAAUGUUUAUU